Messenger RNA from Purpureocillium lilacinum, 1029 nucleotides. The record is from RefSeq and is a predicted model, not a curated record. Lineage: Eukaryota; Fungi; Ascomycota; Sordariomycetes; Hypocreales; Ophiocordycipitaceae.
AUGGGCUCCAGCGCGAGGAAAAAGGCGGAGAAGAAGAAGGACUUCCAGAAACCAAAGUACAAGGUUGGAAAGGACAAGCCCAAGGCUUCGAAUUUUACGGACACUAGCUUCAAGGCAAAGUCCAUUGUGAUGGGCCAUCAAUCCCUCUCAACCGAUGCCCCAGAUGUCGUCCAACAGUUCAAGCACACCCUGUCGCUGGCAUCAUCUUCCAGAUCAGACAAGCAGCGCCGUGAGUCUCUGGCAUAUCUAACAAGCCAGCUGUCGUCAGAGCCGCCGACCAACCCUGUGGGGACGCACGCCAUCCUCGCCAAGCUCCUGCCUCUUAUUUCUGACAGCUCGACUCCCGUUCGAGCCCAACUCUUGAAACUUCUCCGGACUCUGCCCCAGGACGAAGUCAAACACAGCAUCGAACACGCCGUCAUGUACAUCCGUGCCGGGAUGACGCACUUGUCGUCGGACAUCAGCAACGAUGCCCUCGGCGUCAUGGAGUGGCUCCUGGAAGUUGCGGACGACGAGUUGGUGACCUGCCCGGGCGGCUGGGUCAAGACGCUUAACACAUUCUGCGCCAUGAUGGGUUGGGCCGUCGCGACGUCGAAAAGUGGCUGGACAUCUGGGGCGCGCGGAACACUCAAGGCCAAAGACGCACAAACACUGGCCAGGCAAAUCGCCGCGCUCUCCAAGUUCCUCGGAGCUGGCCUCAAGAACGAGGAUGUGGGCGAGACGGGCUCGACAGAGUAUUGGGACAACCUGUACAGGAUACCUCGCGCGCCGAACGCGUUCGAUUACUUGAAUCUUUCCGGAGCGAGGCGCGACGAGGAGGGCGAGAUGUACUCGAGCCGCGAAGCGCGGCAGCAGGUUUUUAGCCGACGUUUCCUCGAUCCGAUGAUGAAAGGCCUCGACAAGGCGAAGAAGGAGGGUGGGGCGACGGGUAGAGCGGCCUCUACGCUGGAGCAGACUCUGCUGGAUGGCAUGCAGGACUUUGAGCCUUCGACGGCUAUGGACACGCAAGAUCUGUUGGACCUUUGGUGA